Molecule: messenger RNA, 2775 nt
Organism: Klebsormidium nitens
Lineage: Eukaryota; Viridiplantae; Streptophyta; Klebsormidiophyceae; Klebsormidiales; Klebsormidiaceae
Source: the annotation of a GenBank genome assembly
GGCCGCAAGUGCCAGCCCUACGUUGGUCAGGGAUAAAGUGCGCGGCCAUGUGGAUAGGGUUUCGCCUUCCUUCCUCAGGCUCAGGCGGCUCCACUCCAUGGCUUCUAGUACUACAGACCACAGCUGGGGCGUUGUGGCGAAGUUUGUAUGAUCACCCCUCCUACUAUUACUUCUACUAGCCAGACUAGCGCUGGUCGAAUCCUGUGGCCUGAGUCCUGACUACAACUCCUCUCUUUUCCUGACUCGUACAGGACUCGUACAGGAAGGAGGGCCGUGCACUUUUCUAGGGGCUCUCUGUAGUGGAUCAGCUGUGCAUUGAGUUGCUUCACGCUUGUUGUAUUUGUCUAAAUGACUGUGAACAAAUCCCGUCAUGCCACCCUGCUUAGCAACUGCUCGCCAUUCAGGGUGAAGCCAUUGGCAAGAGCUGAAGCUGACGGCACACUUUGAACACAGAGAUAGCUGAAGAUCCGAGAACAAAACUGCGGUGGCAAUGGAGGACGACAACGAAGACAUGGACCUGGAUUUCAAUCCUUUUGACUCGACGUUCGAAAACUUUGAGGAGUUUGACAGCCACGACGUGGAGUCCCUCGCAAAGGAGCUCCACUUCUAUGAGGAGAAGGCCGAGUUCCUGGCAGGGCAGGGCGCGCUCGAGGGCUUCUCUAUCAGCCGGGAUGCAUUCUCGAUGCAGCACGAUUACUUCUCGGAGGACGUCGGCCAUUUGGACGCGAGCAUCCAGGCGCAAAGAGGUGCCUCGCCCUCCGAAUUAGACCUGCACUUUGCUGACCAAAGUCUCCGGAGCUUUUCUGAGGGGAAGAAGCAGCUGGGGGCGGGCCCGAGCAAGAGUGCGGAGGACCAAGGGGUGCAGCGGACAAACAGCUCUGGAUCCCUGAAACGAACGCUGUCGGAACAAGCGGGCUACUCUGGGGCCGCGCACUCGGAGGAAGCCCACUCCCGAGGCUUCAGAGGCCUCGGUUUCGGCCAGGAGAUGCACGCGGUUGAAUCGGACGUCUUCGGGCGGAGCUCGGACGCGUUUGGCCGAGGCUCUGACGCAUUUGGGCAGAGUUCGGACGCUUUCGGGCAAAGUUCGGACGCUUUUGGACAGGCUCACGAACGGGGCUCCAACGGCCUUGGGCAACGUCCGGAUCAUGACGACGAGGGGCAACCGCCCGGCAGCCAAUUGCAUCCGCUAGCACCCCUAGAAGACUCUCUUUUAGGCUCACAGAUAGAGCCGCGGGCGGGCGAGGCCCCCGCUUCGUUCAGCAACGACGACGACGCGCUCUUCCGCUUUGACACCGACAGCAAGCCGUUUGACUUUGGUGCUGCUCUGUUUGGCCACCUGCCGAAUGGGGCGACGGCCUUGCCGGGCCUGGAGUCGGACUCGCCGCAAGAGCUGGCGGGACGGGGGGAGGGGGGCAGCGGUGGCCUGCUAGAGCCAGGUCUUUUGACCACUGAGGAAGCGAACGAGAUCACCAAGGCGAACAUGUGGGUCAGUUCUGACGGCGACGAUCGGCCAAUUGGGAGCCUGAAGGAGGCCAAGUCCGCAAAGAAAGCAGGGUCGUCCGGCAAGAGGAGUUCCCGGAAACGCAGCGCCGCGGCAAUCACGAAGAAAAUGGACCCUGUGGAAGCGGCCCGGCUAGAAAAGAAUAGGAUCAAAGCGCAGCGGCACCGCGACAAGAUGAAGGCGUGGAAGGAGGACGUGAAGCUGGAGAACGAGGACCUGCGGGCGCAGCGCGCGAAACUGGCGGAGGAGCGGGAGGAGCUCGCGGUGGGGAAGGCGAGCCUGGAGCGGGAGAAGAACGAGAUGGAGAAGACGAUGUCGCGGCUCCAGCAGGAAGUCUCCCGGCUGCAGUCGGAGAACGCGCGGUUGUGGAAGGAGAACCAGGAGCUGAGCGAGGCAGCACAGGCCGGGCAGCGCCAGGCCGACACAAAGCUCCUGCGCGAGCCGAGUGGCGAGGAGGGGCCCCACGUGGCGGAGCUCCAGAAGCUGAACGACCGGCUGAAGGAGCAGAACGGCAAGCUGGAGGAGGAGCUUGCGGUGGUGAAGGGCGCGUUUGCGGCGCAGCUCCACACCAUGAGUAACCUGGUGGCGAUCCGGCCCCCUGGCCGGGAUGACGAGGGAUGACGUCACAGUUUCAUCUUUUCCAAAGGGGCUUUGAUUGUGAAGACCCUCCUGAGAGGAUUUCAAUCCCCCGGGCUUCGCCGAGUAGUGAUCCUCUGAUUUCGCCGCUUAUCGUGGCUAGACACUUCGGGGUUCAAGAAAGGUUAAGGUGGGCGUCGCCAAAGUUUCGGCGCGCGCACACCCCGAGGGUCCACCAGGCAUUGCUACGCAGUGCGAGUUUUAAGAUAGGCCAGGUGGGCUUUGUUAGAAAGUGUGAAUUCUCGACUCGCGAGUGGCUAUCCCUGCUACGAGACACGGGUUGUUCUCUUAGGCGCUGCUAAUUAAGUGCGCGCUCAAGAGCAUGUACAGAGUUGCAGAGAGCAGUCAAAAGAUUUGCUGCCAGGCGCCGGCCGCGGGCUCGUUCCGUUCGCGCGGCGGUUCCCCCCGGCAUGCACGGUGCCCGUUUCCGACCAGAUUGACUUACUCGAUAGGACAAAGAUACGAACUUUCCUCACAAGAAGGAAUUUGAUUUUGAUCAGCCUGUUUUCUCGUUUGCAUUGUGCACUAACUUAGAAGCAACCAACAAUGGUGAAGUUGUGGGGGGAAGUGAGUUUCUUUCAGCGCUCCAUGAUUAAUCAGUCCCGCUGAGCACAAUCCAGCCAUGCAGUCACCCGUCC